ACGGAACGGCUGACCCAACCCAAAGCUGUUAUUAAAUGGUGGCUCCCCACUUCCAACUACUACGAGUCUAGUGACUACAAUAAUCCCAUUCUCCAGUCUCCACCAGCUCCACCGUCUCCUCAAAACCCCAUUAUUUCCACCUCGAUUUUCAACAGCAGCUUCAGAGCUAUCGGAGUGAGUUAGGUUAAUCUUGUGAUCACAAAAAAAUAACACAUUUAAAAAAAAAAAAAAAAAUGUUGCCAGCAGCAACAGCAAGUGCCAGCAGAACUCCAUUUGUUGCCAGCGGCGGCGGGUUUCAUCAUCAUAUCGCCAGGCCCAGAUCCGGCGGGCUUUCUGCACUAGGCCUUGGUCUCGCCAAGCGGCAGGUGAUUUCGUCGUCGGCGGUGAAAUGCUCGCUCUCAUCGACUCCGCCGUCCGCCGCCGCCGGGAUCAAGAUGUUGGGCCGUCCUUGUACCUCCGCCACCUUUCCACAUAUGAGGCCCUGCCCUUCACGACGCACUGCUGACGUGGCUGUCCGGAGUGCCGGCGUUGACCCGAUGGCAGUAGCAGACGCUCUCCCCGCUGGGAUCUCCCUCCCCUUCGAUCUCCCUCACGAUUCCCAAUGGCAACUAUGGCUUCUAGGUGCGGUGGCGAGUUUCGCUAUACCAUUGGCAACCGGCAAGUUGGGCCCGCUCGGGAAGUUAUUCGAUAAGUUUGAUGCGGCGGUGGACACGGCACAAGGAGUGGCGGAGAUGGUGGAUCAAGUGGCGGAGAAGGUGGAGGAAGUGGCCGACGACAUCGGGAACAGCCUGCCGGCGGGUGCUCUGAAAGACGCACUGGAGUAUGUGGAGAAUCUGGCGGACCAGACGGAAAAGGCUGCUGAAUACGCUGGCGAUCUUCUCGAUAAGGUGGAAGAAGUGGGGGACAAGGUAGAAGCAUUUGCGGAGUCAGCCAUCGCCAAGAAACCCAGCUCCAGUUCCAGUUCCAGUACUAGUGUGGUGGUGUCACAAGAAGUGAAAGCUGAGAUUUAAUCAAAUACAUUCCUGCACUUCUUACUGCGAAAUUCAUGGUCAUUAUAUGGUGUAUGGACUAGGACUACAGGUGAAGAGAGAUUAUCAUGUUGAAGACGCAACGAUGACUUCCAAUUGUCUCGUCCUUAUUGUAUGUACAAACUGCACUAUGAUUGUGGUGGAAUUGUCCAGUCCGUUUAGAAGCUAGCUAGUGUCUGUCAGUGUAAACCCUUUACAAAUAAUCUCACCCACUCCUCCAAAAAAACAACAUCACUAUCUAGUGUCUUUCACCAGGAUCCCAUUGAUACUUGUGACAUUCAUUUGGAGAUAAAUUAAACGAAGCCUAGUUUGGUAUCUAGCAUCACAUUUGUUGUGAAAUCAUAACG
This is a messenger RNA of Linum tenue, 1375 nucleotides long. Lineage: Eukaryota; Viridiplantae; Streptophyta; Magnoliopsida; Malpighiales; Linaceae. The record is from the annotation of a GenBank genome assembly.